UUGUGACUCCCGCGAGCGUGUCUCUGUCCGCGCUCGUUGCUAAGAAACCGGAAGGAGCAGUGGCGGCGUGGCCUACGGGCUCAGUGUGUGGAAGCAGGCCAAGGAGAGGGGCCUUGAGUGUUGCUUUGAGGGGAUGAGCCUGAAAGCCCGUGAACAACAGCUUGAGGCUAGCCAGUUGAAACAGCACAAACUACCAAAAGCCUUAUGAAGCAGCUCCGUGGGAAUAAGUCUGGGGGUCAUCCCCAAAAGCGUUCUUCUUCUGAUAAAGCCAUUUGCCCCCCAGAUGGACAGACUUCAGAAGAAAGCAGAGAGGCCCUCAGUCCUCAACUGUUGGCUCAAAAGCGAUCUCUGCAAGGCUUGAGUGACAUGAUAGGUGGGACUGGGGAAAAAAGCACUAAUGAUGCCAAGAGACCAAAGUUGCUGCCUUCAGCAAAUUCUACUGGCCAGGACUCCGAAGAUGAUGAUUCAGAUGACAGCGAUUUUGAGAGAGUUGAGAGCGAUAAUGAUGUCAGUGAUGAAACGAGUAGUGAUGAUGGUGAAGAUGACGACGAUGAAGUUGGCAGUGAUUCCUCAAGAAGCAAUAAUGGAGACUCAGAUUCAGAAGACACAACAAGCGAUCCUCUGUCAAAGCCUGAAUUGACAAAAGAAUUCUCUUCAAUGUCUUUUGAGGAACUGCUGAAGUUAAGAAACAAGGUUGGGACCAAGGCUUAUCAGCGGAUGGCUAUUGAGAAGACAGCAAAAAAUACCACAAAACCAAAGAAGAGGCAGUCUUCAAAUAAACACAGGCCAUUGGAACUAUCAGCCAAGAAGCCAGUCCCCUUUCUGCGGCAAGUGGUGCCUGUUAAAAAGAAGGUGUCACGAGACCCGCGCUUUGAUGACCUCUCUGGGGAGUACAACCCUGAAGUGUUUGAAAAGACAUACACUUUCUUGAAUGACCUGAGAAAGAACGAAAAGGAGGUAGUUCAGAAGCAACUGAAAAAAUGUCAGAACAUGGAACAGCGAAACAAACUGCAACAGCUCCUAAAACGUAUGACACAGCAGGAGGACUCUCACAAGAAACGUGGGAAGGAGCGAGAAAAGGACCUUGCCUGGAAGAAACAGCAGAGGGAGCUAGCCAAGCAAGGGAAGAAGCCCUUCUAUCUAAAGAAAUCUGAUAAGCAGAAAUUGGAACUAGCUGAGAAGUACAAGGAGCUCAAGAAGAGUGGGAAGCUGGAGAACUUCCUGAGCAAGAAGCGGAAACGGAACGCUGCUAAGGACAAAAGGAAACUGCCUUCCAGGAAGAAUGUGUAAUCCUUGGCUAUGCCUUGCAGGGGGGGGGGGGUACAGAUCUACCGCUGAAAGUACCAGCACCAUGCCAGGAGCAUCUGCAUCUCCUGAACAAAUGAGAAUUUGAGCAAAUUAAGCUCCCACCUCUGCAUAUGCCUCUCAAGGGUGUACUUUUAUUCAGCCUCAGAUGAGAAGAAGAAGAUUUGCAUUCCUCGCCCAGUUUCUUUCCCUCUUUCUUCCAGAGGCCAGAACCAGAGCUUAGCACACAGAAUCGGAGGGCUUUGCCAGGCUCUGUUCCUCUGACGAAGUUAUAACUUUUGCCCACAGCCUUUUCUCUCCCCACCACGACCCCAUAGCCUGUACAGACUUGUGAACUCCUCAAGUCCUCUUCCUGCCUUCGCAGGGUCGCUCCCUUCCCUGUAGCCCGUCGGGCAGCGCACAUAUCUUCAUGCUCCUAUCUCCAAGUGUAGCUUGGCUCUCUUCCCAGCUGCUUUCUUUCCUGAGCUCUGUAGGAACCCACAGACUUCCCCCAGUAUGCAGAAUUAUUUGGUUUCUCACAUAGGUAUUGCCUUAAGAAAAACCUUCCCUAAAAUAGUAACACUGCCAUGCCUACAGCAUUCCAUCUGGAAGAAAGACAAAUAGCAUGGGGAAUUCUGUUCGUUGGGAAGGCUUGUAUGUAUAUUUACCAGCUCAAUCAGAUUCUAGCUGGGGAUGACUGCUUCCUUUCAUACAAAUGUUCUGCAUUGGACUGGAAAUUGCGGUGUACCGUUAACAGACAGCUUGUAUUUUGAUAUGGCUC
This is a messenger RNA of Gekko japonicus, 2065 nucleotides long. It is a transcript of the gene RRP36, whose product is annotated as ribosomal RNA processing 36. The transcript has 8 exons. Gene Ontology annotation, biological process: maturation of SSU-rRNA from tricistronic rRNA transcript (SSU-rRNA, 5.8S rRNA, LSU-rRNA). NCBI's taxonomy places the organism in Eukaryota, Metazoa, Chordata, Lepidosauria, Squamata, Gekkonidae. The coding region runs from base 205 to 1290 and encodes 361 amino acids. The record is from RefSeq and is a predicted model, not a curated record. Gene Ontology annotation, cellular component: nucleolus; 90S preribosome.